Myotis lucifugus (little brown bat) is the source of this 464-nucleotide messenger RNA. It is a transcript of the gene GRP, whose product is annotated as gastrin releasing peptide. Gene Ontology annotation, molecular function: neuropeptide hormone activity. Gene Ontology annotation, biological process: neuropeptide signaling pathway. NCBI's taxonomy places the organism in Eukaryota, Metazoa, Chordata, Mammalia, Chiroptera, Vespertilionidae. The record is from RefSeq and is a predicted model, not a curated record.
GAGCUCCCCGAGGUCCUCGUCCUGCGGUCGCUCCUCGGUUUGGAAAGCGCACCCGGGAGCUGCCCGUCGGGACCAUGCGCUGCCGCGAGCUGCCGCUCGUCCUGCUGGCGCUGCUCCUCUGCCAGGCGCCCCGGGCCCCCGCCGCGCCGGUGCGGGCGGCCGGAGAGACCGCGCUGGCCAAGAUGUACCCGCGCGGCAACCACUGGGCGGUGGGGCACCUAAUGGGGAAAAAGAGCACAGGAGAGUCCCCAUAUGUUUACGAGGGAGGGAGCCCGAAGUACCAGCUGCGGCAGCACAUCCUGUGGGAAGAAGCUGCAAGGACUCUGCUAGGCCUCAUGGAAGGAAAGGGGACCGGAAGCCACCAGUCACCUCCACAGGCACCCCUGGGUAUUCUCCAGUCUACUCCGGAUUCCGAUUCCGAGGAUAGCAGCAAUUUUUCAGAUGUAUUCAAGACUCAAAGAUAG